Molecule: messenger RNA, 885 nt
Organism: Dunckerocampus dactyliophorus (ringed pipefish)
Lineage: Eukaryota; Metazoa; Chordata; Actinopteri; Syngnathiformes; Syngnathidae
Exons: 2
Coding region: 1-885 (294 amino acids)
Source: RefSeq, a predicted model, not a curated record
AUGCAGCAGAACAGGAAGGAUGCCCACCUCCCAACACCGUCCAAACCGAGCGGAGAGGACCGAGGACACAUGACCGACAGACCACUCACCGACAGACCACUCACCACAGCACAGGCUCGGGCAAGCUACGCACCGCAGGACACACCACAGGCCCUAACCGGCUCGCCAGGACGCCCAGUCUGGCCUGCCCAACCCCCCAGAGACCGUAUCCUUAGCACCCCCAAAACUGGAGCCCCACCGGAGGCAGCCUCCACAAUGACAUCCCCAAACCGCCAAACACCAGGGACCAGCCACACGCCCAAAGGCAGACCAGACUGCCACCAGAACAGCAGGGACAGCAGGAACCGCAUCCACGCGAUACAUCCCUGCCCCCGCCACUCCGCAAACCAACCAUCACCCCACCCCCCGCCCAUCCACCAACACGCCGAGCGAGACAACUCGGAGGCAGGCAGACAGCCACCACCCAGGAAACGAAGACAAGCCAGACAUCAGCAAGUAGCAGGGACUGCCCGCCAGCCCCUCGCCAGACCCGCUCCCAAGCCCCCCACCAAGGCCACCCGCCGACCACCCCACCCCAGAGUAAGCAUCCCCCCGCCGAUCCCGGCCAGCACCAUGCAGAAGAACACCUCGCCCUCCGCCCGCAAGGGCACCCGCACACCCAUCCGCCCCGGCCCCCACCCGGCCCACAUCCACCACAGCAACCCCGCCCCCGAGGUGGGAUCCUCCUGCACCCGAGGUGGGAUCCACCCACCCCAGCACCACGCACCCCCCUUCCCAAGCCCAAACUGCAAAUCCAAGACCCCGCACACACCCCGGGUAUCCCACCACGCAGGCCCCAAGAAGAACCAAGAAGGGCCCUCCAGGCCGGCAUGGUCCUCUGAGUGA